UAUAAAUAUUUUGACAUGGCUGACAUCGCUAGUUGAUUUGUCGCUAUGAAUGUGAAUUUUUGUAAAUUGGGAAGGAAUCUGCCGCUGUGACUACAUUUUUGAAAAGCCUUCACGAUGAUGAUGCAAGCAGAAGAUGCUAGAUAUUUGAAAAGGAAAGUAAAAGGAGGAAAUAUUGAUGUUCAUCCCACAGAAAAAGCCUUAGUUGUAAACUAUGAGUUAGAAGCAACAAUCUUGGGUGAACUUGGUGAUCCCAUGCUCAGAGAAUGGAAAGAAUGCCAAAAAAUUAUACGAGUAAAAAGUUUGAAUGAAAACAGUGAUUUGGCCAGUUUGGCAAAGGACAUAAUUGACAAGUGCAAACUGAUUCAUCCCACAAAACUACCAGAGGUGGAACAGUUGCUGUAUUAUCUACAGAACAGAAAAGAGACAGGGCCAGUCAGUGUAGCCUCAGAAAAAACAGAGCUGCAUGAGAAACCAGAAUUACCCUCCUAUGAUGGCACAGAGAUUGAUGAAGUGGCCAACAUUAAUGAUGUGGAUGAUUAUAUGGAGCUGCUGUACGAGGAUGUACCAGAGAAGGUCCGCGGAUCAGCUUUACUGCUACAAUUAGCUCGAAACCCUGACAAUUUGGAAGAGCUUUUCCAAAACGAAACUGUGGUUGGGGCACUGGCCAGGGUGCUAAGGGAAGACUGGAAGAAGAGCACAGAGCUGGCCACCAACAUUGUCUACAUCUUCUUCUGCUUCUCCAGUUUCACUCAAUUCCAUGGUGUUAUUGUUCAUUUCAAAAUCGGGGCAUUGUGCAUGAACAUUGUAGAACAUGAGCUAAAGAAAUAUGUCAUGUGGAAUGAGGAGCUACAGAAAAAGAAAAAAGCUGCUGGUUCUGAUAAAGACAGGAAAGGAAAAGAGGAAUAUGAGAAAAGCCUUCAAAAGUAUGAGGGUCUGGUCAAAAAGCAGGAACAGCUUUUAAGGGUGGCAUAUUACUUAUUACUGAACUUGGCGGAGGACUUGAAGGUGGAAAUGAAGAUGAGAAACAAGAGCAUUGUGGCGUUCCUUGUGAAGACACUGGACAGGGACAACCAUGAACUGUUGAUAUUGGUGGUGUCCUUCCUCAAGAAACUCAGCAUAUUUAUAGAAAACAAAACAGAAAUGGCCGAGCUGAACAUUAUAGAAAAGCUCACUAAGCUUGUGCCGUGUGACCAUGAGGACUUGCUAAACAUCACUCUCAGAUUGCUGAUGAACCUGUCAUUUGAUGCUGAACUACGCAGUAAAAUGUUCAAGUUUGGACUUCUUCCAAAACUUGUAGGAUUACUACCAAAUGAGAACCACAGAAUGUAUGUGUUGGGGAUUCUUUAUCACAUCAGCAUGGAUGACAAGUCCAAAUCAAUGUUUACUUACACUGACUGUAUCCCAAUGGUUAUGAAAAUGCUUUUUGAGAGUGGAGAAAAUGUUGAGAUGGAGUUGAUGGCUCUAUGUGUCAACUUGGCAUCUAAUAAACGGGUGGCAGCCAUGAUCUGUGAAGGUCAGGGUCUCAAAAUGCUGAUGAAGCGGGCUUUCAAAUACAGGCACCCACUGCUGAUGAAAAUGAUCAGAAAUCUGUCACAGCAUGAUGGACCAACCAAAAAUCUCUUUGUAGAUUACAUUAGCGAUCUUGCUCAAGCUGUACUUAAUGAAGAGGACGAGGACUUUGGCCUAGAAUGCCUAGGAAUUCUGGGAAAUCUUACUAUUCCUGACCUGGAUUAUGAACUCAUUCUGAAGGAGUAUAAUUUGAUACCCUGGAUUAAGAGUCGACUAGAACCAGGUGCCUGUGAAGAUGACUGGGUGCUGGAGGUGAUCAUCCUGGUGGGAACUGUGUGCAAUGAUGAUGCCUGUGCCAAGAUGCUGGCUGAAGCAAACAUCAUACAGUCACUGAUUGAAUUGCUUAAUGCCAAGCAAGAGGAUGAUGAAAUGGUCUGUCAAAUUGUAUACGUAUUCUACCAGAUGAUUUUCCAUGAAUCGACCCGAGAGGUCAUCAUCAAAGAUACCCAGGCUCCUGCUUACCUCAUUGAUUUGAUGCAUGACAAGAAUUCAGAGAUCAGGAAAGUUUGUGACAAUACUUUGGAUAUGAUAGCUGAAUUUGACGAGGAGUGGGCCAAGAAGAUUCAGCUGGAGAAGUUCCGUUGGCACAACUCGCAGUGGUUAGAGAUGGUGGAGACUCGCCAGGUGACAGAGAUGGGGGACCCCUACAUGUACCCAGAGGAGGGGUACGACCCCUACCUCCAGGACGCUGACAUCCUGGACAGACCGGACCUGUUCUACGAUGAUAUGUAUGAAAAUGCAUACAUAAUGGAUGGACACUUGACUCCAGAGUUCAUUGAUGAGAAUGGCAUGUAUGAUGGACAGCCAUACGGAUAUGGGUAUGGUAAUCCCAUGGACGGUGGAUAUGAUCCAUAUGAACGGCCAGAAUCCCAUAUGGGAUUCAUAGGGAACGGCCCCCCUGUGGAUGAGUAUGGCAGGCCACUGGAGAUGGACCCAUAUAUGAUGGAUGGAAGACAAUCCAUGAUGAUGGACCGAUAUGGGAUGGGCAUGGAGGAGGACCCUUACCAGUAUGGGUACAAUGGGUACGAUGAAGGAGUGUACUGAUCCAUGACCGAUGAAUAGAACAACUAUAGAUGAUGUAGAAAAACGUAGACUGAUCAUAAAACUCAAUGGUCCGAAUGUGUUCAGAGUGUAUGAACCAAGUGAUAAAUCUGUGAUAGUGACAUCCACCUGCUGUUUCUUUUACUUGUCGCCAUAGUGCAUGUACAAAUGAUUCACAUUUUCUGAAAGUACUGAUAUCAUUAAAGAAGGUGUCUUCACAACUAUGUCUAGAAUGAAUGAAUGAUCACAUGUACUUGUAGAUCUGAAAACUCUUUGUUGUUGAACUGGUAUUUACAAAUUUGAAUUAGGAUCUGGAAUUCCUUUAUCUUACAAUCAGCCAUAUUGGAUGUUGUGCAGAUAUGCAUUGUGAUUUGUUGUAUGGCAUUCUCCUUGUGUCAGAUUUGCAUUGUGCAUACAUUUCUAUGCUUGUGAUAUUUUUUCUCCGUCCAUAUGCUUUACAUUGUUUUUUUCAUUGAGUCAAACUUUGCCUGCUAUUGGCUAUUUUAUUUAUACACUCAAAGUAAAUUUUAAAUUAUUUGUUAGAUAGAAAUUUCAUGAUUUGUACAUACAUUUACGUAACUGGACUGAAGUAGUGUUUCCUUUGAAUCAUUGCAUGCAUGAAUGACUUUUUAAUGUAAUUCCUGAUGUAAAAAUAAAUUCUGUUUAUUUCUCA
This is a messenger RNA of Magallana angulata, 3283 nucleotides long. RefSeq names its product kinesin-associated protein 3-like. Bases 115 to 2613 code for a protein of 832 amino acids. Gene Ontology annotation, molecular function: kinesin binding. Gene Ontology annotation, biological process: microtubule-based movement; cilium organization. NCBI's taxonomy places the organism in Eukaryota, Metazoa, Mollusca, Bivalvia, Ostreida, Ostreidae. The transcript has 17 exons. Gene Ontology annotation, cellular component: kinesin II complex; axoneme; ciliary transition zone. The record is from RefSeq and is a predicted model, not a curated record.